Messenger RNA from Ictalurus punctatus (channel catfish), 878 nucleotides. RefSeq names its product peptidyl-tRNA hydrolase 2 (gene ptrh2). The record is from RefSeq and is a predicted model, not a curated record. Gene Ontology annotation, molecular function: peptidyl-tRNA hydrolase activity. NCBI's taxonomy places the organism in Eukaryota, Metazoa, Chordata, Actinopteri, Siluriformes, Ictaluridae. The transcript is spliced from 3 exons. Gene Ontology annotation, biological process: positive regulation of anoikis; negative regulation of anoikis. Bases 216 to 749 code for a protein of 177 amino acids. Gene Ontology annotation, cellular component: mitochondrion; cytosol.
UAAAUUGGUUUGCUAACCACCGUUAAAACAAAAAAGAAGAAGAAGCAGCAGCAGAACUCGGAAAAAUGGUGGUCUGACUCUCAGCCACCUUCCCUUUGCAAAUAGAGCUAGGGAGCUAGGGAGCUGAUUGAGACACACCCUUUGCCAUACUCCAGUUCAGUAGGCGGCAUCCCGAAGAAGUUCUUCCAAAGCGACGGCGUGUUCGAAAAAAAAUCAUGACAUGGUUGGAUUUACAGUGUGGUCCGAUGGCAUUGGGUAUCCUAGCAGGUGUGGGCUGUGGGCUCUGCAUUGGCUGGCAUCUACGAGGGCGACUCAGAAAUUCCCCAGUCCGGGGAAUUAUGGCAACCUGUGGUGAGGAAGAAAAUGUCGCUCAAACUAGAGUUAUGGGAGAGAGUGGUGAAUUCAAGAUGAUUCUAAUCGUUCGCACUGACUUGAAAAUGGGCAAAGGCAAAGUGGCGGCGCAGUGUUCUCACGCAGCAGUGUCCGCCUACAAGCAGGUGCAGUGUAGAAACCCAGAGCUUUUGAAACAGUGGGAAUACUAUGGGCAACCCAAAGUGGUUGUGAAGGUGCCAGAUGAGAACUCUCUGCUGGAACUUUUGUGCCAUGCUAAGGAGGUUGGCCUGCCAGUCAGUCUUAUUCAGGAUGCUGGAAGAACACAAAUCGCUCCUGGUUCAAGAACUGUUCUUGGUGUUGGACCCGGGCCUGCAGAUCUUGUGGACAGAGUAACAGGUCACUUAAGGCUGUACUAGAAUUAACUGAAGUAUAGAUUGUAUCUUCUGGUAUAUACAAUCAUUAUGAUGUAAUGCUAUUUAGGUUCUCAGUUGGUGUCACUUUUAAAAUUGACUCAUUUGUGUAUUAAAAUAUUAGUCACACAUUUA